Molecule: messenger RNA, 906 nt
Organism: Gorilla gorilla gorilla (western lowland gorilla)
Lineage: Eukaryota; Metazoa; Chordata; Mammalia; Primates; Hominidae
Product: mitotic-spindle organizing protein 2B
Exons: 4
Coding region: 1-819 (272 amino acids)
Cellular component (GO): centrosome; spindle
Source: RefSeq, a predicted model, not a curated record
AUGACGCCGCGGAGGCGGCCCCGUCCCCGCGCUCCCGCAGCUCCCGCCCCUCCCGCCAGGGCAGCCCGGGAGGCCAGACGUUGGCGCUGCAGGGAGAGGGUGGUGGGCGCAGCCGCUAGGGGGCGCGGCGGGGCGGGGCGCACCUUUCCGCGGGCCGCGGGGAUGGCGGCGCAGGGCGUAGGGCCUGGGCCGGGGUCGGCGGCGCCCCCGGGGCUGGAGGCGGCCCGGCAGAAGCUGGCGCUGCGGCGGAAGAAGGUGCUGAGCACCGAGGAGAUGGAGCUGUACGAGCUGGCGCAGGCGGCGGGCGGCGCUAUCGACCCCGACGUGUUCAAGAUCCUGGUGGACCUGCUGAAGCUGAACGUGGCCCCCCUCGCCGUCUUCCAGAUGCUGAAGUCCAUGUGUGCCGGGCAGAGGCUAGCGAGCGAGCCCCAGGACCCUGCGGCCGUGUCUCUGCCCACGUCGAGCGUGCCCGAGACCCGAGAGGCCUCCUUUCUCUCUGCCAGGAACAGUAGCCCCCCUGCAAGGCCCUCCUUUUCCUCCAGCCCGCAGCCUGCGGCCUCUCCGGUUCUGCUCCACAGCCCGGCUGCCACACACUCGCCUCUCUCUCCAGGCCCCCCGGGUUCCCUCCGCCUCUCUUGCUGCCUGUUCUCUCCUUUUGCAGGGAGAAACAAAGGCAGCGCUGCCCUCGGGGGAGCAUUGGCCCUGGCAGAACGCAGCGGUCGCGAAGGAUCCAGCCAGAGGAUGCCACGCCAGCCCAGCGCUACCAGGCUGCCCAAGGGGGGCGGGCCUGGGAAGAGCCCUACGCGGGGCAGCACCUAGGAUGGGGCAGAGACUUGUCGCAUCUUUGUCCCCAGCAAAGGCUACGUGUUACCUCCUUCAAUUGAUAAUAAACCUUUCUGAGAUGCA